Messenger RNA from Spinacia oleracea (spinach), 1417 nucleotides. RefSeq names its product 24-methylenesterol C-methyltransferase 3. The record is from RefSeq and is a predicted model, not a curated record. Gene Ontology annotation, biological process: steroid biosynthetic process. The transcript has a single exon. NCBI's taxonomy places the organism in Eukaryota, Viridiplantae, Streptophyta, Magnoliopsida, Caryophyllales, Amaranthaceae. Gene Ontology annotation, molecular function: S-adenosylmethionine-dependent methyltransferase activity. The coding region runs from base 93 to 1178 and encodes 361 amino acids.
UUAAAACCCUGCACUAUUUACUUUCCCCUUCCCUGUUCUCUUUCCUCCUCUCAAAACCCCUCUCUUCUCUUCUUUCUCUCUCUAAAACGACCAUGGAUUCCAUGACCCUGAUUUGCACUGUUGGCCUCCUCUUCGUCGGCCUCUAUUGGUUUGUCUGCAUCCAUGGCCCGGCGGAGCAAAAGGGUAAGCGCGCCGUAGAUCUCUCCGGCGGCUCAAUCUCUUCCGAGAAAGUCCAAGACAAAUACGAUCAAUACUGGUCUUUUUUCCGCCGUCCCAAAGAGAUUGAGACGGCAGAGAAGGUCCCCGACUUUGUCGACACCUUCUAUAACCUCGUGACCGAUAUCUACGAGUGGGGAUGGGGCCAAAGCUUCCAUUUUUCUCCUUCAAUCCCCGGGAAAUCUCACCGAGAUGCCACCCGUCUCCACGAGGAGAUGGCUGUCGAUCUUAUCAAGGUUUCCCCGGGUCAGAAAAUCCUCGACGUUGGUUGCGGUGUGGGCGGACCCAUGCGGGCCAUCGCCGCUCACUCCCGCGCCAAGGUAACCGGGAUCACAAUCAACGAGUACCAAGUGAAGCGCGCUAAGAUGCACAACAAGAAAGCCGGAUUAGAUUCACUUUGUGAAGUUGUUUGCGGCAAUUUCCUUGAGAUGCCCUUCGAGAGCAACACCUUUGAUGGAGCCUACUCCAUUGAAGCCACCUGUCAUGCACCCAAAUUGGAUGACGUGUAUGCCGAGGUCUUCCGGGUUUUAAAGCCCGGAUCUCUGUAUAUGUCUUACGAAUGGGUAACCACCAGCAAAUACAACGGAGAUAACGAGGAACACCGCGAUGUGAUCCAAGGAAUCGAGCGAGGGGACGCGCUUCCGGGUCUUAGGAGGUACGAUGAGAUCGCUGCGGUGGCGAAGAAGGUAGGGUUUGAAGUUGUGGAGGAGAGAGACUUGGCAGCGCCACCAUCAUUGCCGUGGUGGGACCGUCUUAAGAUGGGAAGGAUUGCUUACUGGAGGAAUCACAUUGUGGUCACGGUUCUUGCUGCUAUUGGGGUUGCACCAAAAGGAACGGUGGAUGUUCAUGAUAUGCUGUUUAAAACCGCAGAUUAUCUUACACGUGGCGGUGAGACUGGGAUAUUUAGCCCGAUGCAUAUGAUCCUCUGCAGGAAGCCUGUUGAUGCUAAGUCCGAUUCUUGAUUUCUUAAAUAUCAGCCGCUGAUGUUGCUCCUCCUCCCUUGAAGAACAUCUUGAGGUAAUUAUUUAUUUUUAUAAAGGAAAAAGGAAUUAAAUUUGGUGUUCCUUUCAUCAGUACUCUUGUUUUUCUUUAGUUUUUUUUUUUGGUUAAUUAAAUUUGGGUUUUGUGGUUAUUUUUGGUAAUGAAAUUAAAUUAAAUCAAAUUAUAUGUCGUAAUUAAUUCCUGUUCUAUGUUUGCUUAA